This is a messenger RNA of Emys orbicularis (European pond turtle), 1080 nucleotides long. It is a transcript of the gene KISS1R, whose product is annotated as KISS1 receptor. Gene Ontology annotation, biological process: neuropeptide signaling pathway. The record is from RefSeq and is a predicted model, not a curated record. The transcript is spliced from 5 exons. Gene Ontology annotation, molecular function: G protein-coupled peptide receptor activity. Lineage: Eukaryota; Metazoa; Chordata; Testudines; Emydidae. Gene Ontology annotation, cellular component: plasma membrane. Bases 1 to 1080 code for a protein of 359 amino acids.
AUGCGGGGAGCAUCCGCCAGCGCCCAGCUCAAUGCCUCGCUCCUGCUCCCGAACCGCUCCUCCAACAGCUCGGAGCCGCGGAGCCCCCCGCGCCUGGUGGACGCCUGGCUGGUGCCCCUCUUCUUCGCCAUGCUGAUGGUGGUGGGGCUGGCGGGCAACUCCCUGGUCAUCUACGUGAUCACCAAGCACAAGCAGAUGAGGACGGUCACCAACUUCUACAUCGCCAACCUUGCCACCACUGAUAUCAUCUUCCUGGUGUGCUGCGUGCCGUUCACUGCCAUGCUGUAUCCUCUUCCCGGCUGGAUCUUCGGGGAGUUCAUGUGCAAGUUUGUCAAUUACAUCCAACAGGUCUCCGUGCAGGCCACCUGCGUCACCCUGACGGCCAUGAGCGUGGACCGCUGGUACGUGACCGUGUUCCCGCUGCGCUCCCUGCGCCAGCGCACCCCCCGCAUUGCCGUCGCCAUCAGCCUGGGCAUCUGGAUCUGUUCCUUUAUCGUCUCCGCCCCGGUGCUGAUGUACAACAGGUUGACAGAGGGCUACUGGUUCGGGCCGCAGACCUAUUGCAGUGAGUCCUUCCCCUCCGCCUCCCACGAGAAGGCCUUUAUCCUUUACAACUUCCUGGCCGUCUACCUGCUUCCCCUACUGACCAUCUGCGUCUGCUACGUGGCCAUGCUCUACCAGAUGGGACAUCCCACCGUGGAGCCCAUCGAUAACAACUACCAGGUGCAGCAGCUGGCCGAGCGUUCCGAGGCGAUGCGGGCCAAGAUCUCCCGCAUGGUGGUCAUCAUCGUGGUACUCUUCACCGUCUGUUGGGGGCCCGUGCAAUUCCUCAUUCUCGUCCAGGCCUUCAGCCCCAGCUUCCAGCGCAACUACUACAUCUACAAGGUGAAGAUCUGGGCCCACUGCAUGUCCUACACCAACUCCUCCAUCAACCCCAUUGUCUAUGCCUUCAUGGGUGUCAACUUCAGGAAAGCCUUCAAGAAGGUCUUCCCCUUCAUCUUCAAGCAAAAGGUGGGCUGCACCAAUGCGGGCAACGCCCAUGUCAACACCGAGAUGCACUUCGUGUCCUCGGGCACAUAG